AAGUUCCCGGAAGCUUGCGCUUUUGGUCAUUUAAUUACCACCUUAACAUAAAUAUGAAUACAGGUACAUACUAUAAAUAUAUAAGCUACUGGCGCCUUUGCAACCAAGUAAGGAAAUUUCGUAACUAAGAAAGUUCAGAGAUAAGUCAAAACCAAGCUUUGGAGACUCUCACACAUUAGAUAUGGUUCAAAAGUUUGCUAUUUAGGUCACCAUAGCUGCUUGCGGUAAGACGGUAAGUAUCCAGCCAUUACUCAGUGAUGUAUGAAGAAUAAUCCUCGGCGUGUCUGACUUAAAAUGUUCUGGAAAAAAACUAAAAGAGGUUGCUUUCAUUAGUCAGACUCUUGAAAACUACCAAAAACGCAUUAUUUCCUAAGUUCUUGUAGAAAGCGCAGUUUCUUUAAAUAUUUACGAGAAAUUCUAAAGAAUAUAUCCAACUUUCAUCACAUUUUCACACAAGUUUACUGGGAGAUGUGCAAAUAUUUGUUUGAUACAUAUUGACACACUCAUUGUAUUUGUGCAAAACGUCAAAACAUCUGUUUUUUGUGCUGCUUUUUCCUUCGCCUCCGUAUCAAUUGAUAUUGCUGGCAGGCGUGUAUCACCAGCAACUAAGUAGCUUGUUUAUGCCGGACGUGCAUGUUGAAUGAAAAUUCGAAAACAAAGCAUCUACAACAACACCGUAGUCGAAAGUGACAACUGAGAGCGCAAUAUCGGCUAGCGUUUUUUAAUGGCGCUCUCGCUCACCACUCACCAACUUCGCUCAAUGAUCGUUGUUUGCUUCAAGUGCGCGGCAAGUGUCGUUGAUUUUUCGACUUUUUUAACUUAAAAUGCGCUUUGUUAUGGUUUUCUUUUUCUUUAGGUACUCGGUAUCAUCCACUUUACUGAUAUGAGUAAUAUAUUUUUAUAUUUUUGUCUGCCUUUUCCUGUGCGCUAUUUCUCCAUUUCUUUAUCUAAACGCAUACAUAUUUAUAUAGAUAUUACGCUGAAGCUGCAAUUGUUUACGCUUUUGAUUUCUACGCUAGUAUGAACUUUUUUCAGUACGGUUGUUCGCGUUGUUCCAUGCGGUUGUCGGUGCUUCGCUGCUGGAGCAGAUAUAAAUCGAAAAAUCAAAUAAUUGGUUUACGAUAAUUUCGUGUGUGAUAUUUUAAUAGUGAUCUACCGAAUCAAAUGUAUAUUCAUAUUUGUAUAGAGCGCUGAGUGGGCACUUACGUACAUACAUACAUAUAUAUGUAUGUUUUGUGGCAGUUUGUAACUAAUCUACAAGCUUAACUAGUAAUUUGAAGCAAUUCAACGCAUUUUCUGGAUUAUAAAUUUUAAAGGCUGGAGGAAAAGCAACUUGCGCUCUGCUAACAUGUUUUCAAAUGUUGGAUUUAUAGAGAAAUGUCGAUGGCGAUUGAAAGUCUACGAACACAAAUACCAACAAAAUCGACACACAACCGGCGAAACGUCGAUCGUGGAAACUGAGUAUGGAAAAGUAGAAGGCGUUAAGCGGCUAACUACUUACGACGUGCCAUACUACAGCUUCGAGGGUAUACCCUAUGCACAACCACCUGUGGGCGAGCUGCGCUUUAGAGCACCACAACGACCCAUACCAUGGGAGGGUGUGAGAGAUUGCAAAAGUACCAAAGAAAUGGCUGUGCAGGCACACGUCAUAACCGGCGCAAUGGAGGGAUCUGAAGACUGUCUCUACCUCAAUGUGUAUACGAAUAAUCCACAGCCCGAUAAACCGCGGCCAGUCAUGAUUUGGAUACACGGCGGUGGACUCUGCACCGGUGAGGCUACACGUGAAUGGUAUGGACCAGAUUAUUUUAUGCAAAAAGAUAUUGUGCUAGUGACAAUACAAUACCGGCUGGGUGUAUUGGGUUUUUUAUCGCUCAGCACACCCGAAUGCAAUGUACCUGGCAACGCUGCCCUUAAAGAUCAAGUUCUGGCUAUAAAAUGGGUUAAAAAUAACUGUGCGAGCUUCGGUGGCAAUCCCGACUGCAUAACGGUUUUUGGUGAAAGCGCUGGCGCUACCGCCGCUCACUGCAUGAUGCUGACCGCACAGACACAAGGACUCUUUCACCGUGUGAUUUUAAUGUCGGGAACUGCCCUUCCUCUAUGGGAGACAGAAGGUCAAAAAUAUCGUGCUUUCAGUCUUGCAAAAUUAGCUGGCUAUAAGGGUGUUGAUAAUGAUAAAAGUGUGCUUGAAUUUUUAAGAAAGUGUAAAGCGAAAGAUCUGAUGGCACUUGAAGGUCGUACGCUGACGCCAGAAGAUCGUGCGCACAAUAUAUCGACGCCUUUCGUCUACUGCGUGGAGCCAUACGCGACGCCGGAAUGUGUGAUACCGAAGCCAAUAAGGGAAAUGAUGAAGACUGCGUGGGGCAAUGCGAUACCGCUGCUGGUCGGCCAUACGUCAGACGAAGGGCUGAUCUUCAUGCAAGGAGCCAAGGCCUUAGCCAGUGCUGCCCAAAGGCAGAAAUGUUAUUCUCUUAAACCCUUUGUGCCCUUUGAAGUAGCCGACAAUGAAGAGAGUGAGAUAUUCGAGCAAAAAUUGAGAACAGUGCAUGUGAGUGGUAAGACACCUACUAUCGAUGAAUAUAAAAAUAUCAUAGCCUACUCGUGCCUGCACUUUUCGCUCUAUCGGCUCAUACUUUCACGCUUAUCGCAUGCGGCCGGUGCGCCACUUUACCUAUAUCGCUUCGACUUUGACUCCGAAGAGUUGCCGCAUCCUUAUCGUAUAUUGCGUAUGGGGCGUGGUUUGAAAGGCGUGGCACACGGAGAUGAGCUUUCGUAUAUUUUUUCGAAUCUUUUUUCGCAACGCUUGCCAAAAGAGAGUCGUGAAUAUAAGACUAUUAACCGUAUGAUCAGCUUUUGGACACAAUUUGCGCGCACUGGCAACCCGAAUGACGAGGAUAUACCUGGUAUGGCAACGUUGACUUGGGAACCAUUGAAAAGAAGUGAACCAAAAUUAAAUUGCUUAAAUAUAAGCGAUGAUUUGAAGUUCAUAGAAUGGCCAGAGUUACCGAACGCGAAAGUAUGGGCGAGCGCUUACGACAAGCACACAGAGUUGCUGUGUUGACGCGAAAGGUAGUAGCCAGGAAGUAUUUGGUAAAAAGCAGUUCAGACGUCGGUUUGAAUGCAAAAUAGUCACUUGUUUGUAAUGAAAUAUUUAUAUGAAACAUUUAAACAUAUAUAUUUUUAUAAAAAUUAUAUAGUACAAUUAUAUAUUUUGUUGUUUAUGAAACUGUUGUUUGUAAAUAAGUUUAUUUUGAUUGAACGAAAAUUAAUCAGAUUGACCGCUGUGUAUAAAUGUAUAUAAUAUUUGUGUUAAAAGUAUAAUUUUAGCAAUGAAAAUCCAUACAAUGAAGCUUUAAAUAUUGGUAAAACUUGUACAAUU
Molecule: messenger RNA, 3376 nt
Organism: Bactrocera tryoni
Lineage: Eukaryota; Metazoa; Arthropoda; Insecta; Diptera; Tephritidae
Product: esterase B1-like
Exons: 6
Coding region: 1349-3058 (569 amino acids)
Source: RefSeq, a predicted model, not a curated record